Laetiporus sulphureus 93-53 is the source of this 772-nucleotide messenger RNA. RefSeq lists its product as uncharacterized. Gene Ontology annotation, biological process: silent mating-type cassette heterochromatin formation. The transcript is spliced from 3 exons. Gene Ontology annotation, cellular component: SHREC complex; rDNA heterochromatin. Bases 77 to 772 code for a protein of 231 amino acids. Lineage: Eukaryota; Fungi; Basidiomycota; Agaricomycetes; Polyporales; Laetiporaceae. The record is from RefSeq and is a predicted model, not a curated record.
UGAUGGUGGCCGUGCCCUAAUCACAUCUUGCAUCCCUCCCACCAUCUCCCAUCUGCCUCAUCCGUGAUUUUCAAACAUGUCAGGCUCCUGGCUCAUCGUAAAGACGCCCUACUACUCCGCCUAUCAGUAUUCGGGCGGAGCAGUCGGCGUCGUGCUCGAACCUAGGGCGACCGAUGCCGAUCCCCACAACAUACCGCCCCAAACCACGCGCGAGCCCGACGCAGAAGGAAAGGUGUGGUAUUACGAACGUGAGAACGAGGAGAACGAUAAGGACUGGAGGAAGAAGCUCGGCGAGGUGAUUGCGAGACAGGUGGUAGAGCAGGAUGUGAAGCGACAAAGGGAUCAAUGGAGUGGUAAUCCAAAAACCUCUAUCCUGUUCGAAUUUCCUGUUGGGUAUACCCUCUGGGUUCAUUACACGCAAGAUCGACAUGUCCCCAGGCACGACACGUACUUGUACGGUUCUCGUACCGUAAACAACUUCCGCUCGCCCGCCGAGUUCGCCGAGCACCUCAUCUGGCUCAUGAACGGGAGUGCGGUCGACCGGGACGGCAAUACGCUCUGUCGAUGCGUAUACUGCUGUCCGGGUCGCACGCAAGAAGAGAUCUCUGCGGAGCUCGGGGUGAGGCGCCCGUCAGAUAAGAAGGAGAAGAGGAGAUCUGGGCAGGAGGAAGGGAGUGGGAGUCGGCCGGCUGGGAGGCGCCGGAAGAGCACGGUGGUGACGACGAUUCCGGCGAAGGAUUAUACCAAGCUUAAUACCAAUCCUUCGACCUGA